AUGUGCUCAAUGUCUGCCGCAGCCCAAUGCAUUUCUCUGCUAACCAAACCAUGUGUCGCCUACUGUGGCCCGCUAACUUUGUGCCCACCUAAUGCUCUCAUCCUGAUAACUCGCUCGGAGAAUGAGAGAUCAAUGUUGGAUUGUGACAGUCAUCAUAAUUUUGACUUUGCAUACAUUCGUCCGUGUUUUCUACUCUGUCCGAUCUCCACCUCACCAUUACGGAGUGUUGCGAAGGUGGUCAUCCUUCUAUCGACCUCUUCCACAUUCACCUUGUUUGUGCAUAUACAAAAGACAGGUGGUACUCUCUUGGAACGAAGGUUGGCAUUUGGUGGUGUGCAACUUCGCCCGUGCAUCUGUUUUAGCGGUAUUCGUCGCUGCCAGUGUCGAACAAAGCGUGGGAUCACAUGGCUAGUCAGUCGUUAUUCCACCGGUUGGAUAUGUGGACUGCAUGCAGGUCUGACGGAAUAUUCACAGUGCAUAAACCGCCAGCUGAACAUCUUUGAUUCGAAGGCGGUCAAGCGCAAUUUAAUACAGAAUACUUCGAUCACAAUGCGAUCGGUAGCAGAUCCGAGUGCAUGA
This is a messenger RNA of Dicrocoelium dendriticum, 579 nucleotides long. The record is from the annotation of a GenBank genome assembly. NCBI's taxonomy places the organism in Eukaryota, Metazoa, Platyhelminthes, Trematoda, Plagiorchiida, Dicrocoeliidae.